Hyaena hyaena (striped hyena) is the source of this 3680-nucleotide messenger RNA. RefSeq names its product transmembrane protein 184B (gene TMEM184B). The transcript has 10 exons. Gene Ontology annotation, biological process: transport. Gene Ontology annotation, molecular function: transporter activity. The coding region runs from base 177 to 1421 and encodes 414 amino acids. Lineage: Eukaryota; Metazoa; Chordata; Mammalia; Carnivora; Hyaenidae. The record is from RefSeq and is a predicted model, not a curated record.
ACCCGCCGGCGGCGGCGAGACACCGGGGCUGCGGCGCCGCCCGCCCGUCCCGCCAGCAGAGUCCGGCCGCCGCGCGCCGUCCGCACAGGCCACCGCCGCCUCAGCCAUGGGCUCCUGAGGCCAGCGCCUCGCCAACUGCAAGGGUUUCUCUCAGGGACCCCCUGCUGCCAGGCACCAUGACCGUGAGGGGGGCCGCCCUGGCCCCAGAUCCUGCGUCGCCCACGACCAUGGCAGCCUCGCCCAGCGUCUCUGUGAUCCCCGAGGGCAGCCCCACAGCCAUGGAGCAGCCUGUGUUCCUGAUGACAACGGCCGCCCAGGCCAUCUCGGGCUUCUUCGUCUGGACGGCCCUGCUCAUCACCUGCCAUCAGAUCUACAUGCACCUGCGCUGCUACAGCCGCCCCAACGAGCAGCGCUACAUCGUCCGCAUCCUGUUCAUCGUGCCCAUCUACGCCUUCGACUCCUGGCUCAGCCUUCUCUUCUUCACCAACGACCAGUACUACGUGUACUUCGGCACCGUGCGGGACUGCUACGAGGCCUUGGUCAUCUAUAAUUUCCUGAGCCUGUGCUAUGAAUACCUCGGGGGAGAAAGUUCCAUCAUGUCCGAGAUCAGAGGGAAGCCCAUUGAGUCCAGCUGUGUGUACGGCACCUGCUGCCUGUGGGGGAAGACUUACUCCAUCGGAUUCCUGCGGUUCUGCAAGCAGGCCACCCUGCAGUUCUGCGUGGUGAAGCCACUCAUGGCUGUCAGCACUGUGGUCCUGCAGGCCUUCGGCAAGUACCGGGACGGUGACUUUGAUGUCACCAGCGGCUACCUCUACGUGACCAUCAUCUACAACAUCUCCGUCAGCCUGGCCCUCUACGCCCUCUUCCUCUUCUACUUUGCCACCCGGGACCUGCUCAGCCCCUACAGCCCCGUCCUCAAGUUCUUCAUGGUCAAGUCCGUCAUCUUCCUCUCCUUCUGGCAAGGCAUGCUCCUGGCCAUCCUAGAGAAGUGUGGGGCCAUCCCCAAGAUCCACUCGGCCCGCGUGUCCGUGGGUGAGGGCACCGUGGCUGCCGGCUACCAGGACUUCAUCAUCUGCGUGGAGAUGUUCUUCGCGGCGCUGGCCCUGCGGCACGCCUUCACCUACAAGGUCUAUGCUGACAAGAGGCUGGACGCACAAGUACCGACAUACGGCCCUUACGGCCGCUGCGCCCCCAUGAAGAGCAUCUCCAGCAGCCUCAAGGAGACCAUGAACCCGCACGACAUCGUGCAGGACGCCAUCCACAACUUCUCGCCCGCCUACCAGCAGUACACACAGCAGUCCACCCUGGAGCCCGGGCCCGCCUGGCGUGGUGGUGCCCACGGCCUCUCUCGCUCCCACAGCCUCAGCGGCGCCCGCGACAACGAGAAGACUCUCCUGCUUAGCUCUGACGACGAGUUCUAGGUGCGGCCGCUGGCGGGGAGGAUGGGCGCCGGGGCCCGCGGUCCUCUGCACGGGCCGGGAGGCAGGCGGGCACAGCGUUGGCAGCGUGCCCAUUAAUUUAUUGGACCAGAGAUACUCACAUAUCGCUUCCGAAAGAACAGCCAGGAGCUCUCUGCCCAGGGGACAGCCCAGGCUCGCGCCCAGCCUUCAGGAAUAUUUAUACAGGGCCACCCCUGCGCUGCUGGGCGAGGGACGGAGGAGGCCGGGAGUGACUCCCGUGCCUCUGUGGCUCGUCCCGCGGCAGUGGCGGCGGCACAUUGGGACCAGCUGUGGCCAUGGUGGACCAGCGGCCGCAGCCCUCUCAGCCCCGACGUGGGUCACCCGCUCCCCCGUGAGACUUCCGGCCCUGCCGCCCACACCGUGCAAUACUCUGACUGGGGCUCCUGCCUGCCUGCUCCCUCCCUUGUGCCCCCCCCCCGGCCUUGCUAGAUUAGCCUCACCUCGGGCAAGAGGGGGAGGUCGGAGCCCCGCUACUCCCCGGGGCCCCUCCUGACCCCAGGGCCUGCCUGGCAUGCUGCAAGGACCAGAGCCACGCGUCCCCUGGUGGAAGGGUGCUCAGGCGCACCGGGCCCCUCUUCUGUUGACUAGACGUCUCCCAGCAGGGGUCUCCGGGCCCCUGGGUGUCCUCUGCGCGGCUGCCCGUCCUGCCUGCCUCGUCCCCCUUCCUCCCGGCUUGCCAAGGGCAGCCAGCAGCCCCACUGCCCUAGCCCUUGGGGUCUGUCUGCUUGAGAGCAUUUGGGGCAGGGCCCUGGCUUCCUGGCGGCUCCCAGCCCUCCCUCCUGCCGGGGCUGAGCAGUGAGACCCUCCGCGGGCCCUGGGCUCUCCCUAGGGCUUCUCUUCCCCGCCUCAGGGGAAGGGUCUGAGUUUCCACAUCUCAGACCAGCUUCUGGAGGAACGUGGCCCCGUGGGAGGGAGGACGGAAGGAUGGGGCACGCGGCAGCGAGCUGGGAGGUGGGCGUGGCGACCCCAGCCUCCUCUCCCUGGCGCCGCGUCCACACAGGGCCUGGUGUCCUGCCUCGGCUGGCCCCUCGGCCCAUCUCUUCUGUGCCUUAGUCACAUAUGAAAGCUCCCCCUUCCUAGGCCCUCAGUCUGUCUGGUCGCAGGCAGCCGCUGGGGGCGCCCUAUCAAGCUGCUGGCGCUCAGGAUCCUGCAGUGCUGGGCCAAGCACCCUCGGACAGGCCUUAGGGGUGGCCGGGAUCACCGGUCCCCUCCCCUCGCUCACCUCCACACCCAUAUACCUGGAGCCUCCUAGGGCCGGGCCCCCCCACCCCCCAGGCAGUCAGGGCUUACGCCGGCCACUGUCACCCAGCCACUGUCGUAGGCAGGGCCUCGUGACAUAACGGUGUAUGUUCAUACAGGUGGAGCCUUCUGGGGUCUGAAACCUGGAUGGCGCCGGGGUUUGGGCCGCAACAGCCUGGAGAAGGUGUCAGGGUGAAGAGGGGCCCUGCCCUGUGGCACCAGAAGUUCACCAAGGAGUCUCUUCCUUUUGGUUCAUUACUGGAAUGAACUGUGCCAAGGGUCUGCUGGGGGAGGGCGGGGGGCGGGUUCCACGCCAGCCAUCUCCCCAGGCUUCCUUUGGCCUUUGUGACCAAGCCAGCGCCUCUGGGUCCCAGAGGCCUGUGUGCAGGCUCCUGGAGGCCAGCUCUCCGGCCCUGGCCGGCCGGUACCAAACUGCCCCGGAAGGAGCAAGUGGGAGCGGCCAUCUGAGGAGACCCUCUGUCCCCGCGCCCACCUCCGCUUUCACGAAGCUGUUUCUUUGACUCUCCUUCUGGGGCCAACAUGUGCCGCCGACCCCCUGCCCCCUUGGUCUCUGCCCGCCCUGGCACUGGCCGCCUGGCGUGGUCUGGGGGGACACGGAGGGGGCCUCAGUGGCAAGGAAGUUAGUGGCCCAGGAGAUGAGGGCCCAGGAAUGUGUGCCUGCCCACUCCACCCCUCCUUCCUAGGAUGCGUAACCUACCUGUUUUUUUUUGUUGUUGUUGUUGUUUUUUUUAAUUUUCCCCCCCGGUAGAGUAGCUCUUUGUACAUAAAAGAUACUUGAAAAAUUAAUUGUAUGAUGUAUGAGAGGACAGAGUCCCCUAGUUUUGUAUCUCGUGUGUGACUGCCAUGAGUUCCACCAGAAAGCCGCUCUAUUUUGGUCUCUGACAUUUUAAAUGCGUGACAGAAGUGAGCAAAUAAAGUGAGAAAUCUAUAUAUGAGAUAAUAUAGAUUGUAUUGAAAUCU